Myripristis murdjan (pinecone soldierfish) is the source of this 6058-nucleotide messenger RNA. It is a transcript of the gene prag1, whose product is annotated as PEAK1 related, kinase-activating pseudokinase 1. The record is from RefSeq and is a predicted model, not a curated record. Lineage: Eukaryota; Metazoa; Chordata; Actinopteri; Holocentriformes; Holocentridae. The transcript is spliced from 6 exons. Gene Ontology annotation, molecular function: ATP binding; protein kinase activity. The coding region runs from base 309 to 4391 and encodes 1360 amino acids. Gene Ontology annotation, biological process: protein phosphorylation.
CCCCAGCAGUCCACCUCUGCACGGCACAGCAGCAGCAUGCGUGUCCGGACCUGAAGGCAGCCUGCACCCUGCCCCACAUGCCCGGGACUCCUUACCCUGACGGAUACGGGACACGUAAAGACACAGAGAUUAUCGACUUUUGCUGGAAUCAAAAGACCAACAGAGGCGAUUAAGUUGUUGUUGUUUUUUUUGGGUGAGAUUUUGUGUUGCCAGGCAAAAGAAAGUCUGAGCAGCCAUGCCAGUUCAUCCCAUAUCCUGCAGAUCCCACACCAGCCGCUUCUGACCGAACCCGAUUUAGCAAACCAAAGAUGUCAGCGUGCAGCGACUUUGCAGAACACGUGUGGAAACCCGGCUCUUGUAAGAACUGCUUCCACCCACUUAGCGCGCACCGGUCCGUCGGCGGCAGCCUGGAUGGCAGCUCGCCAGCAGUCUGUCUGAGGGCCAGCCUGGGAGGCGAUGAAGAAACGGGUGUAACGGUGCCCUCGCCCUACCACCAUACCAAGCCAACCAUUGCCGUCAAACCCACCAUGAUGAACCCUGACGCCAACGACUUGAUGACUGAUGUCAACAGGAACAUAGAGCAGGAGAACACAAAGAGUCCGGGCGAACAUGUGGGCCUAAAGAAGCUCUUGGACCUGUCCUCCCUUUACAUUGACAGUAAUGGCUGCAACAAGGCCCUUAGAGAGGCCGUCCUCCAGAGCCCUGGAACCAAGAUGGACUACAAAAACUGCUUUUCCUCUGGCGCCCUCACCCCCCUGUCCCCCACCACGCCGCCCAAAGACUCUACGAUCAUCAGCACCAUCUUUGUCACCCAGGAGGAGCAACGUGGUUCUCAGAGUUUAAAGGAGAACGCCAAUGGAGAGCACUGCAGGCAGCAGAGCAGUACCACCACCACCACUAGGAGCAUAAAGAGCACUUGUAAUGGGAGUGGAGUGGUGGCUAGCAGGGCACCCUGUCAGGAGGCCCAUCAGGCACCAGUGGAGAUACCUUUGUCUGUGGAUAUUAUUGCUUCCAGUCCCGCCACAGGCCAUAGCAAUGGCAUCAGCACUGGGAAAACUGCUGCUGUUACCACUGAACCGUCCAGCACUUCUCUCACUUCCUCUUCCACAGCUUUGACGUUGGACACCGCUACUCACAAUACCCAGCCGUCCCUCCACUCUCCUCCCUUCCUGUCUGAAACAACCAGUCUGUCAGAUUCCUCUUGUUCUCAUCGUAGUAGCACAGAUUCACUUCCAGGGCCAGAGGGGUCAGGAGGAGUGCAGGUCACCUCGGAGAGCCCCAAAAGCCCAGGAGCCAUGGGUAGCUCGCAGUCUGCACCUCACACUCCUAACGGACCAGCAGACAUAGAACCUAUUUAUGCAGAAAGCACCAAGAAAAAACGCAGGCCACACGGCACAGGGGCACAAUCCCAACCCCAGUCCCAGUCUCAGAGCCCGUCCCAGAGCUCAUCGGUGGGCUCUGAGCUGGAGCUUUCUGGAGAAAGCCAGCGUGCCACGAUAACUGUCGUGGCCGCCCACACGGAGGAGAACAAUCGGACAUUUUACUUGAGCAGCCCUGACUCAGCUGUCAGCACGCAGUGCUUCAGUCCCACAGCCCGCAAAGAGCCCAGCAGUCCAGCUUUCCGCUGGCCCAGCCCCAGUCACAGUGCCCCUUCUCUGGUCACAGAACCCAGCCUUGGUCCCCCUCUUCAGCCCAAGCCUCAGUCCAGCCCACCCAUUCCCCCCAAGAGGAACAUGCGCUCCCCGAAACUGGGCACCUCCAGCCUUUCAUCCUCCACCUCCUCUCCCAUUCCCCUCCCUGACCUUCCCAUGCUGGUCCUCAUCUCCCCGAGAGAGGGGCAGUUUAAGCCCCAUGCAGAGACCCACAGUGCCGCCCCAGAGCGGUGGCACAAGCCUCACCACAACAGUUCUACAUGGAACUGUCGCAUUGAGGAGGAAGAGGAGGAGGAAGAUAGGGAGAAGAAAGAGGGGGAGAAGAAGAAGAAGCAAGCAGCCAACCCGGGGACAACCUCUCGGGUGCCGAGCCUGGUCAAUGGUGCCGCUGUCUGGAAGGAGGCCAGGGAUUGGAAGGCCCACAGCAGCCCCCCUCCGACGACAGAGCCAGGCACGGCCCCCCUGCCUGCCUCCAACAAUGGUGCCUGUCAGGGGGAGACCGAGGGCACCGGUGCAGAGGAGGAGGGCAAACAUAGCGGCAGCAUGCUGGCCAAGCCACCGUUGCUUGCCGGCUCAUCGGAGCUGCUGGCAGGAGGGAAGGGAGUUGCUAACCAUGACCCCAAUCCACCACCGCCCCCGCCUAAGAAGCACCACAGAGUGUGUGGUAAGAUGAGUGGCAGCAACAUGGAGCUGGACCGCUGCAGCCAACAAGGGUCAGUAGAGAGCCUUACCCAGUCUCUGCGGGGCCUGGGCAGUGCCAGCCUACCCACUGCCUCCACUGACAGCCUGACUGCUGACACUGGUUCGCGGGAUGCAACACGGAUGGCUUGUUCCUCUCCAUUUCCCAGAAGUCCGAUGGCCUCAAAUCCCGGGUCUCCUCGCCCAGACCCAUUCAACAGCAGCCAGCCGCCGCCGCUGCCAGAGAAGAAGAUGGUCAAUCGCACCGUGUCUGCUCCUGACAGCACAAAUGGGAAGCCCUUCGUUCGGGCCUACCCUCGCCUUCCGUUUACCGGCUCCGAGAGCAACGUGUGUCGCCCCGGUGACGGAAGCUCCCGGUCCAGUUUACCGUCCAGCCCCGUGGACCAGCGGCCUCUUUUCUCCUCCAAUGAGUCUCUGGAGCACUGCAACACCCCUCUGGGAAGACCCUCGCGCUCGCGGACCCUGGAUGAGUCGCAGAAGGGUCGUGGGCGUCUGGGGGUCCACUGCCGCAGUAGCGUGACCUGCUCCUCGUCCCCCCAGCUGAGCGCGCCCUUCUCAACCUCAGAGCCAUGUCCGGCGCCGAGCUUGGGCUCCAGCCUGCAACUCCAGACCCUGCUAAGUAACAUCGACAGCAGAGAGGGCGUCUACUCCAAGCUCGGAGGCCUGUACGCUGAGUCUCUGCGGCGCCUCGCCCUCAAAUGUGAAGACCACUUCACGCGCUCGCAGAGGAACCCGUUGAGGUUUGAGGAGAGUAACUGGUCUCUGUUCAAGCUCACCUGUAACAAGCCGAGCUGCAACGCAGGAGACGCCGUGUACUAUUCUGCUGCCUGCGCCUCAGACCCCAGCAACUCCUACGCUGUCAAGAUCUGUAAGAGUUCAUCUGUGGAGGCCAAGCAGGGCCAUUUGUACGGGCUGUCAGUGCAGCAGAGUAUGCCUCCACACUUCAACCUCCAGCAGGACUGUGGCCACUUCAUCGCCUGUGUCCCGCAGAGCAUGCUGCCUUCUGAUGAAGUCUCCCUGCCCACCACACCUGCCUCGUCGCUGCCUCAGCCCCCCGCCUCUGUCCCGUGUCAGCAGACAGACAGAGAGAGAGUGGUCGUCAUCACCCGCGAGGUCCCUCAGCAGAGUGCAGCCGACUUUGUGCGGGAGUGGGAGGCGUUUCAUAAGACCCAGCCUGAGGUCUACGAGCGCCGCGUUUGCUUCCUCCUCCUGCAGCUGUGCAACGGCCUGGAGCACCUGAAGGAGCACGGGGUCACACACCGCGACCUCUGCCUGGAAAACCUGCUGCUGGUGCCGCACCGCCGGCCACUGGCGGCCCAAGCCCAACAGCCGCACGCUUCUCAAACCGCCGGCGACACCAACAUCAGCAACGGAUCGGGCGCUUUAGACAUUCAGCGUCACCUCCCCCGGCUCCUCAUCAGCAACUUCGCCAAGGCCAAGCGCCGCUCCUCGGAGGAUGCCGCCUCGGCCAGCGUUGACCCACGUGUCAAACGCGACCACGCCAGAUUGGCACCCGAGAUUGUCUCGGCGGCCCAGUAUCGCAAAUUUGAUGAGUUCCAGACGGGCAUUUUGAUCUAUGAACUCCUCCACCAGCCCAACCCGUUUGAAGUGAGUCCAGCGCUGAAGGAGCAAGACUACCGCUGCGAGGACCUGCCCCCCAUCCCCGCCGUCUCCCUGUAUUCCAGCGGCCUACAGCGGCUGGCCCAGCUCUUGCUCCAGCCCGACCCCAUCAAACGCAUCCACAUCCAGGAGGCCAAGCGGGUGCUGCAGAGCCUGCUCUGGGGCCCCAGGAAGGACCUGAUGGAGCAGCAGUGGGAGAGGCACGGGCCGGGCGGGGGCUUUGCCGAGGGAUCCCGGCACGAGGGCCUUCUCAACUGGCUGGACGUGAAGCGAGCUCUCCUGAUGAUGAAGUUCGCCGAGCGGUCGCUGGAGCCCGAGAGGAACGCCGAGCUGGAGGACUGGCUCUGCUGUCAGUACUUUUCCUCAGCUCACCCCCUGUCUCUCUGCCAUACCGCCGAACUGCUCUACUCACUCAAGUGACGGCGCACCGAGGCGGCUCGAGGAAUCGGAAAUGUGUGUGAGUGGUGCCAAUGUAACGUGUGCAUAAGAGACACCAGUGAAUUUCAAUGUCCAUUCGCUAUGGAGGGGAGCGAUUGUUUCUAUUCUCUUCAUCGUAGGAGGCGGAACUCCUUGAAGAACAGAUAAUGUGAACCUGCCUGCCUGUCUGUCUGUGCUUCUGCUUCGUGCAUGAGAGCCAUGCAUCAACCUCGCUGUCCGCUCCAUACCUGCUUUGACACAUGUAAUAUACUGCUACAGACUGUUAACUGGGCAAAUAAAUGACCUGCUAAAAACUCAGCUGUGGAAUAUAGGUGAUCGUAUUAGGCAGACAUACGGACGUAGUGACAAAGACCUUCACAUGCAAAUAAGAAUCGCAAACGGACAUGCACAAUAUGGAAUCCGAGCAGUAUUGAUAGUUAAAUAGUACACUCGCCAAGCCUUCACGGUCGAGGCUGUGUUGUGUGCAUCUGUCAAAUAUCGGCGAGACAUUUUAUCCACCUGAGAACAAGCUGAAAGUCCACAGUGUACUUCAUUUUUUUUUCUUUUAUGCCAUCCAGCGCAAUGUUUAUAAAAGUGCAGCUAACUUUCAUCUUUAUUAUAACUAAAUAAAAACAUGGAGUUGGGCUUAAACUACCGCAACAUUUCCAUGACCUUUUUUUUUUUUUUUUUUUUUUUUUUUUAUUAUUAUUAACAGGCACAUACAGCAUUAUUGUAUACUGCGUUAACAGAAACUUCGAUUCAUCAGGGAAACCACUUUUAAGUCAACGUUGUCUGCCAACAUCACACUGAUAGGAAGUGUUGCAUAAUAAAUGAACCCUAGUAUAAAUUAAGCAUACGCCCUGCUGUCUAAUUCAACUUAAUAUUUGAUUGGGUUAACAGAAACAAUUGGCAACAUAAGCUAUUGCUACUGCUGUAUGGUCAUGGCUCAAUUUCCCCUUACAGUUCCCGUAAAACCUUUGUUAAUAUUAUUUUAAUGUUAUGGCUGGUGUCACAGUGCCUUUUGUUUUUGUAUAUGUUACAGUGACUUCAAACCCAAAUGUAAAUGUUAAUAUUCCCGCCUCCUUGGUAUAUACAGUAUAUAAAUAUAUAUGAAUGAAUAAUUAUAUUGGUGAAACUGGCCUUUCACUGAAUGUUCUGGAAACGAGACAGAACUUUGUACAGAGAUUUGUAGAUGAUGCGGAGAGAGAAUGAGCCCAAGCAGGUCUUAAAAAGCCAUGGAUAUGAGCAGUAGUACAAUAAAUAUUUAUGAUAUCUAAUCACUUAUUUCCUGUAGUAGUCACUGGAAUGCCUUUUGUUUAUUUUCAUGUCUAGUUUGUCAAAUUUUGUUUUUACUGGAGCAGCAACAGUUAAGCCUGUUGUCUGUCUCCCACAGGCCAUGAUGGCUGCUGAGAGAAAGCUUCAAGUUAGGAGUAUUUUUUUUUUUUUUUUUUUUUUUUCUAUCUCGGUAAAGAUUUUCCUAACAAAGCCCAGAGCUGCAACAACAGUCCACAUGCUGGUGUUUGUCCAUGACUGGUGUUGACAAAGAGGGGGGGGAAAAAAGGUAAUCAUGGUCUGAUCUCACAACUAAUACAUGACUGAUUCAAAUUAUUUUGUGUGAGUCUCACCUAUUUGCAUCUACCAAUAAACUGUGCAUUUAUUUUCUCACUGUA